Messenger RNA from Cotesia glomerata, 5507 nucleotides. RefSeq names its product endoribonuclease Dicer (gene Dcr-2). The transcript is spliced from 8 exons. The record is from RefSeq and is a predicted model, not a curated record. The coding region runs from base 161 to 4999 and encodes 1612 amino acids. NCBI's taxonomy places the organism in Eukaryota, Metazoa, Arthropoda, Insecta, Hymenoptera, Braconidae. Gene Ontology annotation, cellular component: RISC complex; cytoplasm; nucleus. Gene Ontology annotation, biological process: pre-miRNA processing; siRNA processing; apoptotic DNA fragmentation. Gene Ontology annotation, molecular function: ribonuclease III activity; RNA binding; ATP binding.
AGGUAUACUAGGUAUAUACUAAAGUCCUAAGUAAAUUACGUCAGCUGUUAUCGUUAGCAGUAUCAGUUAUUGUCAAAGGCUGGGAUUGCUGAGAAUACCGGCGUAAUAUGCGCUUGAAAUUUGAAGAAUAAAAUUGUUAAAUAUAUAAUUAUCAUAAACCAUGACAAAAAUGGAAGUGUUAAAAACAGAACAAGAUCCUGAUGAUAGUAUAGUAGCUCGUGACUACCAAGUGGAGUUAUUCAAAAAAACCCUUACCGGCAACAGAAUUAUUUUUCUGCCUACCGGUUCAGGAAAAACUUACAUCGCAGUAAUGCUGAUUAAAAGCUUGAGUGAUAAGGUGAGAAUACCAUUCGAUGAAGGUGGCAAGCGGACGUUUUUCAUCGUCAACACAGUGGCUCUUGUUACUCAGCAAUGCGCUUACGUUGCGCGAAACACCGAUUUGAAGUGCGGGGGGUACUCCGGUGACAUGGACGUUGACUCUUGGGAAGAGGAUAUGUGGCAUGAAGAAUUUCGAAAUAAUCAGGUACUGGUGAUGACUGCCCAGAUUUGUCUGAACCUACUGGACCACGGGUUGAUAAAGCUCUCGCAAAUAAACCUGCUGAUCCUUGAUGAAUGUCACCACGCGACAAAAAGCCACCCGAUGCACGAGAUAAUGAAAAAAUUUGAAGGCUACAAGGAGCACGAGCAGCCGCGAGUCUUGGGGAUGACUGCGACGCUGCUGAAUUCAAACAUCAAGCCGGAGUCAAUUGACAAAGUGAUCCACGAGCUGGAGAUCACGAUGCACGCGACCAUAGUCACCGUGAGCUCAAUCGAGUCCGUCGAAAAAUACGGCAAGCCCAAGGAGAUAUUUUUAAACUACACCGAAGCGCCUCCUUGCGACAUCACCAAAGACCUGGUGUCCAUUUUGACUUACGCGAAGCAGAUCCUCACCCAAACUCAGUUCCAGAAGAACCUGGGCACUGUCAACAAAUCCAGCAAGGUCUUCCUGCCGAAAUCUAAAGACGAGAGGCUCAAGAACCUCCUGGAUGAUAUCCAGAUCCAUUUUCAGACCCAGGGGCUCUACUUUGGCAAUUUUUCUAUUUUGUAUUACUUGAAGAAGAUUGAAGAUAUCAAGCGACUCACCGACGAUCCCCAGUCCCUGGUCAUCCUCGACUUCAUCAAGACUCAGAUGGUCAUCAUGCGAUGCAUCAUCAGCUCCACCAUGGAGCAGCCGACCGAGCUUGGGAAUAUCAGAAAACACUCCAGUGAUAAGUUGCUCAAGUUGUUUGAGUAUUUGCAUCAAUUCUCGGUCAAUAAUGGGGAGAAAAAAUUAUGCGCGAUUAUCUUUGUCCAGAGGAGGUUCACUGCUAAGGUCAUGUACAAGGUGCUGCAGAAGCUUCAUGAGUCUGAUCCAAGGUUCAAGUUCCUGGUACCAGAUUACAUUCUCGGGAACAGCGCAGACUCUUACAAAACCCCAAGCGAGAGCGUUUGCUCGAACGAAUGGAACCGUAAGGCGCUAAAACGGUUCCGUGACGGCGAAGUGAACUGCCUAGUAGCGACAGACGUUUUAGACGAAGGCGUGGACAUUCCACUGUGCAACUUGAUAGUCUGCUACGACCCUCCACAAAACUACCGCGCCUACAUGCAGAGCAAAGGCCGAGGUCGUUACAAGCACAGCAAGUUCGUGGUGCUGGUCGAAUCUCAAGACAAUUCGUACCUAGCAAAGUACAACCUGUUCCAGCAGAUUGAGCGAACUCUCCGGAACUCACUGGUCGGUAAAACAGAGCAACGCCCUCAACCGACUCUGGACGAGUUGGAGAGCCUUUACAAGAAUGAGAUCGAGCCUUACACAGUUACAGACGUCAAUGGCGUCGAAGCGACAGUAACUGCUAGUGCAGCAAUCAGUCUCUUGGAACAUUACUGCGGAACUCUGGUGCGAAAGACAAAAUUCUCCAACAAGUCUCCAAUUUACAAGCUUAUUAAAAAAAGAGCAAGAUCUCCGCUCAAUCCUGCUUUGGAAAUUGAAGUCUUCAGUGUAUCCGUGAGGAUGCCUAUAAAUUGCCCGCUAAGGGAAGAAAUUGUAGGCAGGACGAUGGAUGACAUCAGCAGCGCGAAACAAGCAGUGGCACUGGAGGUCUGCAAGAGGCUGCACCAAAUGGGGGAGCUGACUGACCGGCUGCUGCCCAAAGACACCAAAGAGAUCGUUGGAGAUAUUACUGAUCUGCUACCAUGCUGGAGACACGAGGAUCCGGAGAACAAGAAGGUCGUCGGAACCAAGAACUCCAAGAGGUUUUACAGCUAUGCUGACCCAGUUGCGUUUCAUAAAUGCUUCCCGGUGAUUGGUCAGGAGAAUUACUUGCACUUGAUCAAGCUUCAGAUGCUACCGCUGCCGAACAAUCAGAUAUUCUGCAAGAUGAUAAACAACCCAUCAAACUUCGCUCUAUUAACAUCCCGCCCGAUAAAACAGAUCCCUAAUUUCCCGAUCUACAUGACCUACGGCCAAGUGAACGUCUCGAUCUCCGCGAACUUCAAGCGCUUCGCCUGUUCCGCAGCAGAACUGGAACUUCUGCGAAAGUUCCACUGGAUCGUCUUCAAAGACAUCCUGGAACUGGUCAGGAACUUCAUGGUUCUGCAGAACACAGACUCUGACCCAAUAAAUCCAGCAGAUAACUACCUAGUAGUUCCUCUGAACGCCGACAAUGAAGUAGACUGGAACGUUGCGCAGAACUACGACAAGGUUGAGUUGAAGCCCAUCGAAAUGGACGCGAACAACAGCCCAGACGUCCAGAAACUCGACCUGGUGAUCCCCAGAUAUCGUACUACCGAAAAAGCGUACAUUGUUCUUCAAGUUCGCGACGAUAUGAGUCCUAAAAGCUUCUUCGCGAACAAUAAAUUCGAGUCUUACAUCGAUUUUUAUUUAGAAAAGUACAAUGUCCAGAUCGAGAACGUCAACCAGCGGCUUUUGGAGGUUAGAACCAUUUCCAAGGACAUUAAUUUUAUAAAACCGAGGGUCUACAGCAUGUCUGCGGAACCUAGCACCAAAAAGUACCAGAGAAUUAUUCAUCUUAUUCCGGAACUGUGUGCGAAGGUUAAUUUCUCGUCUGUUUAUUGGCUAAAAGCGCGUUGCUUGCCGUCAAUUCUGCAUCGCGUGAGGUACAUGAGUCUUGCGGAGGACUUCAGGGCCCAGGUGGCGCGCGAAGCCAAAAUUGGAACAGAGGAAACUGUAUUGUCAGCUGGGGAUAAGCAGUUCUUUGAUCUACUUGCAAGUAGUCCACAAGUUAGCGAAGAGGAGGAUAUUGUUAACAAAAUGGACGAACUAAUGCCGCUUGAGAGCUAUGAUGACCUGGAACCGGUCACUCACAUGCGCGAACCGGUUGAUCUGGAACGACACAUUGAAAAUAUUUCUGUGAUGGAUAUUACUGAUUUUCAGGAUUAUACACUUGGAAUUUCAGUAAAGGCAAAUUUCGUAAGAAAACUCGCGUACGUUGCAGAAUUUUCAAAGCGCGCUGAUGUAAAAGCGCCCCCUCUUAGAGUUCUGCAAGCUUCAAGCCUCAACACGCCGCCGAACGCCUCCGAGAUUUUGUGCGCACUAACCCCGAAAUUCGCAAACGAUGCUUUUAAUUUUGAACGUCUUGAGACUUUAGGAGACUCGUUCCUCAAGUUCCUGAGCUCGAUAUUCCUGUUCGAGAAGUUCCCCCAUAAAACUGAAGGGUACUUGACUACUUACAAGGGCUCUAUGGUCAGCAAUCGCCAUUUGUUUUAUUGUGGGGAGAACAAGAAGCUUCCGUCGUUUAUCAACGCUCUUGAUUUUGUUCCGACGAUUAAUUUCGCUAUUCCUGCAUGUGCGCCUCCUACUGAGGUCCUCGAUUUCAUCCGCGACAACGGACGAACCCCCGACGUCUUGUACGAAGUGAACAUUCCGUUCCAGGAACAAUUCUGCGGUGCAAUUUCGGAAGCCUCCCGCCUGGAAAUCUUCCGCAAAAUAACUUCCUACGAACCAGGCGAGCGAGACGACCUCGCGUAUCUGUUCCACGGCCAGACAGUUCCCGAUAAGUCAGUAGCGGAUUGCGUGGAAGCCUUAACAGGGAUCUACCUGCUAAAAUCUGGUCCAGUAGCGGCCGCCAGAUUGCUCCAGUGGUUCGGAGUGGUUCCGCCAGAGGUCUCUAUAGACCAAGUACUCUUCGGAGCGCCACCUAGCGCCAAGAUCGGUGACGGGGAAGUGGACCACCACAUGCCUUGGCGGAGUUCCAUCGAGAAACGGAUCGGCUACACAUUCAAGGACAGGUCCUUUUUAUUGCAGGCCUUCACCCAAGCCAGCUACACUGUCAACACAGCGACAGUCAGCUAUGAUAGGUUAGAGUUCCUUGGAGACGCCAUCAUUGAUACAUUGAUCACCAGUUACAUUUAUGAGAACUGCGGGGACUUGAGUCCCGGAGACUUGACCGAUCUGAGGUCCGCGUUGGUCAACAACAUAACCUUCGCGUGUUUGACAGUCAAGUAUGGACUCCAUACUGCGAUGCUAGCGUAUGCGCCGAGCUUGGCGGAAAGUAUCGAGCGGUUCCUCAAGUAUCAGCAGGAACGGGACUACCAGGUUGAUGACGAACUGCUCUGGGUGCUCAUGCAAGAGGACGAGUGCUACAUGGCAGAGUAUGUUGAUGUUCCAAAGGCACUUGGCGACCUCUUUGAGUCGGUCAUUGGAGCUGUUUUUUUGGACAGUGGAAAGGACUACCAGCGCACUUGGCAGGUACUCUACAGUCUGAUGAACGCCGAGAUUGACAAGUUCAGCAAGAAAGUCCCCAAGCAGCCGGUAAGGAAGAUCUACGAAACUUCCGGCAUCAAACCUCACUUUUUACAGUCAACAGUAGUGGAACAAGCCAAGUGCGUAAUGGUUCCUCUAGAAAUAGAACGGAACGGAAAAAAAGAAGUCUUCACCGGGUUCGGGGCGACUAAGAAGCAAGCUAAGGCCGCGGCUGCCAAGCUCGCGCUCAGGAACAUUUUGAAGAAGAACGUGGACUUGUAGAUUAAGUUCUAGUUCCUGGUACUAUUCCAAUUCUGGUUCCUAGUACUGUAUCAGUUUUGGUUCCUACAACUUUCAGUUCUAGUUCCUGGAACUGUUCCAAUUCUAGUUCCUAGUACUGUUCCAGUUCUGAUUCCUGGAACUGUUCCGGUUUUAGUGCCUAAUACUGUUCCCGUUCUGGUUCUUGGGAUUGUUUCAAUUCUAGUUCCUGGUACUGUUCCAGUUCUGGUUCCUGGAACUGUCCCAAUUAUGGUUCCUAACACGGUUCCAGUUCCUGGUGCCGUUCUUGGAACUGUUCCAGUUCCUGGUACAGUUCUUGAAACUGUUCCUGUUCCAAAGUAUUUUAUAGAUGUUGAAAGUGAUAAGUUUUUAUUAGAUUUUAUUAUUCUUUUUAAUAUAUAAAUAUAUAUUUCUGUAUUUUUUUAUUGUGGAGUUGAAUACAAAUUCAAUUUAUAUUGUAUCGUUUGAAAUUAUAGAUUAAUAAAAGUGUGGUUUUGGCCGUCGUGGACAA